Molecule: messenger RNA, 1044 nt
Organism: Erythranthe guttata (spotted monkey flower)
Lineage: Eukaryota; Viridiplantae; Streptophyta; Magnoliopsida; Lamiales; Phrymaceae
Product: protein PLASTID REDOX INSENSITIVE 2, chloroplastic
Biological process (GO): regulation of gene expression
Source: RefSeq, a predicted model, not a curated record
AAAUACAUAUCUCACCAAGUCCGGCGCACAUUAGCUAACCAAAUGGCGUCACUCUGCAACCCAAUCCUCUUCCCACCAACGGCGAUUCCCGCCCAAACCUCAAUCUCCGGCGGCUCUAUCCUGCGCACCGCCUUCUUCGUACAGCACGCGCCACCGACAUUUUUCACGGCGAGAAUUUCUCCGAAAGCUCCGAAUUCAGUCCUAGGUCAGAAGUUCGUCUACCCUGGUCCAGCUCCUGAUUUUGCAGCAGUUGAGACGCAGAGAUUCAAAGUUGAAUUGCUGAAGGAACUUUCAAAGGAGAAGGAAACAUUCGGUAGUGAUAUUCGAACGGUGGUUAGUGUGUGUGCAGAGAUAUUCAGUGAAUUCAUGCAUAAAGAUUAUGGAGGACCUGGAACAUUAGUGAUCGAGCCUUUCUCCAAUAUGAUGAUAGCACUAAACGAGAAAAAUCUCCCUGGAGCACCUUUAGCUACUCGAGCUUCGUUAUUGUGGGCCCAAAAUCACGUCGAUCAAGAUUGGGAGGAUUGGAACUCCAAAUUACGCAAAUGAUGUAAACAUAUUUUCUUCAGUUUAUUUCAUCCAUUUGAUAAUGUGGAGGAAAUAUGUGUUUCGGAUAUUGAAAUUUCACUUGAAAAACUGUAUCGGUCAAGACUCAAGAGAGAGAGAGAUAGAGAGAGAGAGAGGGAGACUCUACUUUGCCAAUCUUUUCUGUUGAUGCUAUAUACACAAAAGGAAUUAUUAAUCGAUGUUUUCCGAAUUUUCCGACAGGCAAAUUUUUCGUUUUGACUUUUAUCAGAUUCAAGACUCUGAAAUGCUCUGUAAAGACGGCCGCCAUGAUUUGGACCUUCCUAUGGCAGAAUUCGUCGAUCUUGAUCUCUGCUGAUGUCUCUCACGUCUUGUGGCCUGGAAAAAAAUUAUCGAUUUUCUUGUUUAGUAUGAUGUACAAGAAAAUGAUCUUUUAAAUGAUUAAUAUAACAUUUUUUUAAAAAAUUUGCAUCUGUUAAAGAAGAUAAUCAUUCAUUGUCAGAAUUACUUAAUUUUGUCUUC